AUGUCGAAUUCCACCCGACCCCAGCGUCGUCUGUGCGACGAAAUCUCCCCAUCUUGUCCAGUCGAGCUGACGACAUACGGCUACUAUCCUAAUCUGGGCGCCAAUGCAUUCUUCGUCGCGCUUUUUGGUGUCUGCUUGAUUGCAACGCUGUUUCUUGGAAUUCGGAAACGAACAUGGACCUACAUGGCUGUACUCACGAUCGGCACUUUCGGAGAAGCCGUUGGCUAUGUCGGGCGGAUCUUGAUGCAUGACAACCCGUGGAGCGACGCCGGGUUUAAGACACAAAUUUGUUGCUUGGUGCUGGCCCCCAGCUUCCUUGCCGCCGGCAUUUACGUUACACUGAAGCAUAUUGUGCGGUAUUGCGGGGCCGAGCACUCGAGACUGAAGCCCAGGCUCUAUCCUUGGAUCUUCAUCGGAUGUGAUUUUGGGUCGAUCAUCCUACAAGCCAUUGGUGGUGGCAUUGCUGCAGGUGCUGGCGACAACCUCCGGAACCCCAAGCUCCUCGACGUUGGCAACGGCAUGAUUGUGGCGGGAAUUGCUUUCCAGGUGGCUACAAUGGCCGUCUGCGGCAUCUUGAUGCUGGAUUACUUCAUUCGCUUCAAGAAGGCCAAGAAGAACGCGCCCACGUCGCAUGUGGAAAGCGAUUACGAGAAAGAUCAACAUGCACCCAAAAAGGCACGCAACUUUCGCCUCUUUUGCUAUGCCAUCGCUCUCGCCUAUACAACCAUCCUCAUUCGAUGCAUAUACCGAAUACCUGAAAUGGCUGGCGGCUGGGGUAAUCCUUUGAUGCGGAACGAGACAGAGUUCCUGCUUCUUGAUGGAAUGAUGGUGGCGAUUUCAUGCGUCGCCAUGACCGUGGUCCAUCCUGGAUAUUUCUGCAAGCCAGGCUUCUUCGAUGUGAAUUUCAAAAACUCCAAAGACGUGGGUUCCCAAUCGGAAGAGGAUAAUUCGGCGCCUACUCUAGAGCGGCAUACCGAGUCUGAAAAAUGA
Exophiala aquamarina CBS 119918 is the source of this 990-nucleotide messenger RNA. RefSeq lists its product as uncharacterized. Gene Ontology annotation, cellular component: fungal-type vacuole; plasma membrane. Lineage: Eukaryota; Fungi; Ascomycota; Eurotiomycetes; Chaetothyriales; Herpotrichiellaceae. The record is from RefSeq and is a predicted model, not a curated record. Bases 1 to 990 code for a protein of 329 amino acids. The transcript is spliced from 3 exons.